Molecule: messenger RNA, 921 nt
Organism: Radiomyces spectabilis
Lineage: Eukaryota; Fungi; Mucoromycota; Mucoromycetes; Mucorales; Radiomycetaceae
Exons: 2
Coding region: 141-809 (222 amino acids)
Molecular function (GO): oxidoreductase activity, acting on paired donors, with incorporation or reduction of molecular oxygen; iron ion binding; heme binding
Source: RefSeq, a predicted model, not a curated record
GAAAACAAAAAAAUAUAAAUCGAGGAGUUGCAAACAAUAAUCCGCUUUUGCCAAUAUUCUUUUGUCCAUAUGAACGACGUCUAUGUACAAGAGAAAGGGGCCCUCCACCAGCAUAUAAAGUGGCUUUUGUUAGGCUUCUAAUGCAACCCUUUCCUUUUCGAUUUCUCCAUCAUUUUUCUCUGUUCCUCUCUUCUCUUAAUUGCAAGCACUCGGCCUCGGCAAUCAUGUCACAUAUCAUCUCUUCCUUUACCCAUGUUAUAGCACAACGUUAUCCCGCCCUGUUUCGCCAUCGCUGGAUCGCAGUCGUCAGUGUCAUUAGCGCCUUGAGUGUAUUGCAACGCAUCUAUUCCACGCUGCGUGUGCCAAAGCAGCUGCGGCAUUUGCCAAAAGUCAGCACGUUUGGAUGGUUUCUCAGUGUAUUUCGAGGUGAUCCCGCGGAUAUUCGUCUGACACAAUGGGUGAUGCCGACGGUGGAACAACAUGGAAUCUGCUUAAAAUAUUACCUUGGACGGUGGACGGUGACAGUGGGCGAUCCUUUGCUGCUGCAAGCCAUGCUGAAAAAUGUCAACGCGUUUCCGAAAGAAGAUAAAGCGCGCCUUGAUCCUGAUCUUUUAUUGACCAACCGAGAAUCCAAUAUGGGAAAUGCUAAUUAUGAUGUGUGGAAACGACAGCGACGAGUGGCUAACCCGGCUUUUCACCGUGCCAUGCCUGUUCACGUGUUUGGAGAGAUUACAUUGAGGAUGUUUCAAGCCAUCGAUAAGCAACAUUCAGACGGGGUCAUUGACGCAGCGGAUUACAUGAGACGGUAAGCCAAAUUCUUUUUCUUUUCUCAAGAACACCUCGAAAGCGUGGUAUAAGGCGAAAGAAAAUUUCUAAGAUGACCGAGAAGAAACGAUCAAAAAGUGGAUGAACCGGGUGGAU